AUGUCAAUAGAGGAAAUAAAGACUCCAGAAAAGAACCUUCAUGCCAAUGAGAGAAUAGGGCUCUUGUUGGGCUCAAAAGCACUGGUGCAACUGGUGGCAAACCCAUUAGUGGGCUGGUGGGCCACUAGAGUUGGGUACGCCCUGCCUUUACUUGUGGGGACCUCUUACCUGCUUGUUUCAUCCUUGGGUCCAUUUUUGGGAGGAGAACUGGCAGAAACCAUAGGCUUUCCAUGGGCUAUGCGAAUUGUGGGCUUUGCAAAUUUAUUCUACGCCCCGAUUUGCUGCAUUUUGCGAUACCAAGACGCAGUUCCUGAUUCCACGAUUGAAACACCAGAAUUGGGAGAGAAAAAGGGACUCUGGAGGGACUUUGUCAAAAUGCCAGCUGCCACAGUGUCGUACAAAACAAUGUCUUUGAAGUCGGAUUCUUCGAGGGAGGAUGAAGCUGAUCACGGUGGUGAGGGCGGUUGCAAAACGAAGGAUGCUAAGCCCAAGAGAGAAGCGACACCUACCUGGCCGUUUCAUCAAUUUGGAAACCGGGAUGAGAGCGAAUACCACUGGGGCACAAUUCGUGAUCAGGAAUCUCCUGUGGAGGAAUUCGGCCAAGAAGUCGUAGGUUACGAACAAUUCAACGGCGGAACCCCAAAGAAAUUCCAGCAAUACGGGAUCAUCUCGUCCCAGGGUUUCAGCAACCCGAAAGAACAACAACUCCUCAACUACAAUCCCCUUCGAACCAAACGGGAAAAUCUAUUUUUCCCAACAGCGCCUCAAUAUCACCAUCACCACCAAACAGGUGCAUCAGAAGCCUCGGAUCGUCAAAAUUUCCAAUAUGAUCAACCCAAGGAGAGUCUCAUGCAGGAUCCUUACAAUCAAAUGCCUGUUUGGGACGCUGACUACACCGGAUAUCCGGCGGAAGCAGGAGGAGGAGCCAAUUAUGACCACGCAGUGCGAGGGAACCAAAUGGCCUUUGGACCCGACUGUGGUUGUCAAACCAUCGCAUUGGCGCAUCAUGAUGGGCAACCCAUUGCCACUUCUGCUUUCGAUUGAAAUUCAAGAAUUAAUCAAAUGAUUAAAUUUGAAAAAGAAAAAUUUUGAUCAUUCGUUCGUCUAUUUUGGGGGAAAAUCCGAGGGAGAAUUGAUCUGUGGCUCGGCGAAAGCCUUUUUACAUGAUCUAAUGACGCGAUGCAUUUUCCAUCAGUUAAUGAAUAAAUUAUUUAAUAACCCCCCAUAAUUGUUUAAAUGUUUCUUCAAGCCUGAAAAAAAAUUAGGAGUCAUCCUGAAGGUUAAGAAAUGCGAGUACUGUACCAGAAAAAAUCAGCGAAAGUUAACUUGACAACUAAUGUUUCGUACCGUUGUUUUCAAAAAUCUCGGCGAUAUUGAAGACUACGGGUUGAGUGAAUUUGCAGUAAAUAAAAGCUCAAAAACUUGAGAUUUUAUGUCGUAUUCAUCAAAUUUUUUUUUGCAUCGCGCGUUUUUUGGUUUUGCUGAUCAAAGAAGUCUUCAAAUUUCUCUUUUUAUAAGAGAAACUUAAAAUUCGACAAGAAUUGGUUGGACAUGAACGAACUUUUUUUAAUGAAGUGAUCUGUUCGUCUAUUGGUGAUUAAAAUAAAAAAAAUUCACGCCGAAAA
Notodromas monacha is the source of this 1625-nucleotide messenger RNA. Lineage: Eukaryota; Metazoa; Arthropoda; Ostracoda; Podocopida; Cyprididae. The record is from the annotation of a GenBank genome assembly.